GUUCUGGUGCUGGAGCUGCCGCUGGGGCAGAGGCGGCUGGGACCGGAAUCGGGAGGAAGCUUGACGAGGUGGAGAAGAUCGUGGCACAGACGCCGAUGCCCACGGCGACGCAGGUCGAGACCAAGGCCGAGGCCGAAGCUGAGGCCGAGGGGAAGAAAGGCGGCAAGUUCCGGCAGCUUUGGACAAAGUAUGGCAUGGUGGGUAUCACCACGUAUCUCGGUGUGUACGUGGUGACUCUCUCGGGUCUGUACAUGGGAGUCAAGACCGGAGAAAUUGUCCCGGGCGAUGUGACCUCGCUGGUCAAGGACUACCACCUGGACGCGCUCCAUCUCCCGGGCAUGUCGUCGACGGAUCUCAAGGUGACCAAGUCGACAGGCGACUUUAUGCUGGCAUGGGUGGCGACCAAGCUCACAGAGCCACUUCGACUCGCGGUCACGCUCGCCAUCACGCCGUCGAUCUCUCGCCAGCUUGCUGCCUUUCGACGCGCUCGGCGCGCUGACGCUGACAACGAGGAGAACAAGGUUGAUGACAACGCCAAACAGUAAAAGACUGGAGAGGA
This is a messenger RNA of Thecamonas trahens ATCC 50062, 559 nucleotides long. RefSeq lists its product as uncharacterized. The transcript has a single exon. Bases 96 to 545 code for a protein of 149 amino acids. The record is from RefSeq and is a predicted model, not a curated record. Gene Ontology annotation, cellular component: mitochondrion. Lineage: Eukaryota; Apusomonadida; Apusomonadidae.